CCUUAUUUAUGAAAACAGCUGUCAACGUAAUUAUAUGAAAAACCGUUAAAAAUAUUAUAAUAUUCUUAGAGAAUAUAAUUUCUUCAAAACUGUUGCUGUUAAAUGUGUGGAACCGCUUAUUGAAGUUUUAAUUUCCUUGUGCAAGUGCAACGUACAACCUCCUUAUGAGAUCCAACCAGGUAGACACAGCAGGGAUUUCUUACACACUAAGUAUAUAGAUUUUACACAUUAAAUAGAAAACCCUCUCACCACUUCCACAAUCGAUUAAUACAACAGCUUCUACUACAAAACAAACAGAAUUACAGAAUGCAGAAUGCCUUCUUUGAAGAAUAAAGCAGAAAACAGGCUUGACAUAUGCGUAACAUACAUCAAAGAAUCUAAGAGCAGUAAAAGUAAAGGGCUCUCAACUGAAAGGAAUUACAUAACAGGCUGCAACUUUUCCUUAUUCCUUCUUGGACUCUUGAAGCUGCAUUGGAACAGCAUCCUUGAAGGAAGAGUGCGGUUUCCUGGUUGUGGCUUUAACGGUACAUGUCACCAAAUAAAAGCCACCCUUACAGUGGACCAAUUAGAGCACCGUCUUUACAGGGACACUUCGGGGAAUGAUACAUCUUCCAGUCCAGCUAUGGAACAAGAACCACCCCAAUUCAAGGAUCAUCUUUAUAAGGAUACUUUAAGGAAUGGAACAUCUUCCAAUCCAGUCAUUGAACAAAAACCACCCCUGCAAUAGGUCAAUUCAAGGAUCGUCAUUAUAAGGACACUUUGAAGAAUGGCACAUCUUCCAUCCCAAUUAUCAUACAAGGAGCACCCCUACAAUGGACCAAUUCGAUGAUCGUCUUUAUAGGGACAUUUCGAGGAAUGGUACAUCCUUCAGUCCAGCCACCUAACAGGGACCACAUCAGCAAUUCCAGCCACUUCCAGGAUCGUCGGGGUGCGCUUCAACAGGGGUAGGCUUAUUUUUUUGUACUU
This is a messenger RNA of Agrilus planipennis (emerald ash borer), 966 nucleotides long. RefSeq lists its product as uncharacterized. NCBI's taxonomy places the organism in Eukaryota, Metazoa, Arthropoda, Insecta, Coleoptera, Buprestidae. The record is from RefSeq and is a predicted model, not a curated record. Bases 314 to 727 code for a protein of 137 amino acids. The transcript has 9 exons.